Messenger RNA from Trichoderma breve, 3024 nucleotides. RefSeq lists its product as uncharacterized. Bases 1 to 3024 code for a protein of 1007 amino acids. The record is from RefSeq and is a predicted model, not a curated record. The transcript has a single exon. Lineage: Eukaryota; Fungi; Ascomycota; Sordariomycetes; Hypocreales; Hypocreaceae.
AUGCUUCGCAGGAACAGCUGCAGAAGCCAGAACCGCCCCCUGAGCAGGAGCAGGUCGUCCGCCUCCAUUGUGCGAAACCCAGUCCACGAACUCACGAGCAUCGAACCUUAUGUCGCCGAGCGAGACGCGUAUCUCGCCGCAACUCUCUCGUACAACAGAGCCCAGCCACAAAGCAAUGGCGGCGGAAAGACUUCACGCUUGCAGCGUCAACAGAGCGUGAGGUUUGUCGGCCCCAACGCCCAGCCGCAGAGAAGAUUAGCCACUCGAGCAAGCAUGGCUUUGGUGGGCAACAUAAAUAUGCCUCGGCGCCCUGCCGGCUCUGACUCUCACCAUCUUUCUCCCUCUUCGUUUGGGCCACGCGAGGACGCUGCAUCAUUAUCAUACGCGAGACUACGCAAGUCGAGAUCGAUGUAUACUCCUUCAAUAGCAAAGACUCCAAACUAUUCGAUGGAAAACAGCGACCACUCCGAAAUGUUCAACGGUUGGGUGCCGACGCCGCGCUAUUCAUCGUUGGUCAGGAAAGAAAACGAACCCUUUCGGAGCUCUGGUGGACCGACGCUGAGAACACCCAAAUCCAUGGGCUUCCUCUCAAGUGACUGCGAAAGAUCCAUGUCUCGAGACAGUAUCAGUAGCGGUCAUGAAACCAUCCAGCGGACACAAAACAGGCUUUAUGAGCCGCCAGAGCGCUCGAGUCGCCUACAAAGCCGGCCAUCAAGUUUCUUUCAGUCGAGUUACCGGCACGCCCCGAACCCGACUAGCUUCCCCAAAUCUCUCCGGGGUAGCAGCAACAACACCACCUCAGUCCUCUCUUCAGAACAUGUUUACGGUGCCAAUUUUCCUCCUAUUAUUCCUUCACAACAGCCAGGAUUGCGGACAAAAGCUCGCAAAAUUUCCAAAUCGCUCAAGAGUAGGCUCAAGGGGUUCUUUAGUCGUCCCAAGAAUAGGGAUGACCUUGCGGACCAAACUGGAGAGCAUCACCAGGACCUUGAGUCGGAUGAUGGCAGCUGCUACCGUGCCCAGACACCAGGAUUACCCCAAGAAGCAUCAGUGUAUCGUGUAGUCUCCCACAUGCCUUCUUUCCAUGCCGUGCCACCUAGCCAACAGCCCAGGUCACGACAAGGAAGCUUGGGAACUAUUGAAGCUGAAGACAAUGCGCUCGACGACGACAAAUCACGAGUCACUAGCUGGACCAACUCUACAGCAGACACAAUUGCAAAUCGACCAAUGUCUGCAAACUGGAGUCGGCAAUACCCAUCUAACUUUCAACAAGACGGCACAGAAGCUGCAUUCUCGUCUCACAACCAACCCUCGAUGUAUCACAAUAGCGUGUCACAUGCCGGCCCCAUAGUCAAUAGUGACCGCGUGUACUCGGCACUCAUGAAGAGGCUAAGAGAAACAAAUGGGGAUCAAAAUCAGUUAACGGGCAAAGGCCAGAGGCCUCGAGAUUCUGUCGAGACAAAUUCACUCCAAAGCACUUCGACAAUAAGACGGCAACCCCGCCAGCCCACAAAUGAAGGAUCCGCUCAUACAAUCCGCCAUGUUCAGUAUGAGGACGACAUUUUCCAAGAUAGUACUGAAGAGUCGACCGCAUCGCAUUAUUCUUCGGAAUCUACAAAGAGCGUCAUUAGACGACAUCAGUCUUCGGAUUCACUGCAAAACUACGGCCAUGAAACCUGUCCCAGCCUGGGCUACGGCGGGGGGUCAGGAUUGUCUCCUAACAGGAAUGACAUGAAGCCACCUGCAGCUGGCGAAUCCCAAAAACCAACGCUCUCUGGACGAAGCUCGGCCUUUUUUGCCAGUCCGACAUGCCACCUAUUUCGUACGACCAGUCCGUAUCGUCGAGCUCUGCAAGAAAGCAUGAAGGCCGCCCAAGCAGACGAUCAACUUCAAACGCCAAACGCCAAAGAUCUCAGCUCUCUGUCUGGGAUUAGCCUGCCUACGCGCCGUCUAAGCACAGAAGAUGAUUCUGAUGACGAUGUGCGAGUGACAUACGCAGAGAGCGUGUACUCCAACUCUAGUGAAGAGAAUGAGCCACAUGUUUAUAGCACCUCGUCUGCUUCGAGAUCGACAGAAGACGAGCCAGGGCACCAAGUUCACGGAGAUGCCACCAUUUUCCUCAACACAGAAAGACGGCAGCUGCCGCCCACGAACCACACUCGAGAUAGCUCUUCUGCCAGCUCUGUCGAGUGGAAGACGUGGCUCAGCGCCAACGUGUCUAAGCUGGAGACGCCUCCAACGACACUGAAACCUGAUUUCCCACAAGAGCCUUCAUCUGCCCCCCAGGAUUUUAGUCAUGUCAGGGAGAAGGCAGAGAUUGAGACGGGUAUUGAGUCUGAUGCGGACGAUUAUCCUCAAGUUGCAGCAUGUGCGGGCCUUCCACCUAAGCUGGCGCCAAACAAAGAUUAUCGUGGUCCCUCUGUCUUGACAGCGCUGGCAAGAGAACAAUCUUUCCUUGAGAAUCCCUGGCAGCCCAAGUCUACGACCACCAACGAAAACUCACCACCGGUGUCAGGGGCACGACCCAAAAGCCUAUAUUGUAAAGACGCCUCACCCAUGGCUGCAACAGACAAUCUACGCACCAUCCCUUCAGUGCCCAACGUCAACACCUGUGUAGCCAACCGUGAUUCGUUAGUGAUUGAGCCGCGAACAUCCUCUCUCAACACAUGCUCUAGGCCAUUCGACCCCCUCUUAGAAGAGGCGCGGGGCCUCAAACGACGCUCACGAACUCGCUUGAGAGCAUACGACGGGUCGGCCAAGUCCAGCCCAGGCUUUACAACCGCUCUUGAGAGGCAGUUUGGGGUUAGUAGGACAGGCUCACCACGGGUAUGGAAGGCGGAGGAGUCGUCAGGCGAACUUGGGUCAGAGGCAGAUCCGGGAAUUGACGAGCUGGGGCGUCGAGACUUUGACGCGCAGGCCAUGGGAAGCAGGAGGAUGGUGGAUUUGUUUCUGAGCAGCCGGCAGCAGAGAGUUGCGGGCAGCCAGACGCGACAAAGCAGCGAUAGUCUGUCGGCCGCCUUUGUCUAA